AUGCAGGCGAUCAGCAACCUCGCCGCAAAGCUCAUCGGCGACAAGAUACACGACGUCAGCCUUUCCCAUGGCUCCCUCAUCCUCGUCACCGGUGCAUCGGGAUACAUCGGCUCGCACGUAGUCAAUGAAGCCCUUGCCGCUGGCUUUAGGGUCCGCGGCACUGCCCGCACCCACGCAAAGGCCGAGCAUACCAAGAAGAUCUUCGGUCACAACCCGAACUACUCCACCGCCAUUGCCGCCGACUUCUCCCACGAAGGAGCCUUCGACGAGGCCGUCCAGGAAGUCGAUGCCGUCAUCCACGUCGCCAGCGACACCACCUUCGAUCCAGACCCCAACAAAGUCGUGAAGCCCACUGUCGCUGGUGUCCUCUCCAUCCUGCGCUCUGCCGCCAAGACCCCGUCGGUCAAGCAGUUUGUCCUCACUUCAUCAUCAUCCGCCGCCCUCUUGCCCCAUCCGAACAAGGAGAUGACCAUUACCGCCGACCACUGGGACCAAGAAGCCCUCGAUCUGGCAUGGGCUCCGCCGCCCUACAACUCGGACCGCGCCUUCCCAGUGUAUGCUGCCUCCAAGACCGAGGCCGAGAAGGCGUUCUGGAAGUUUGUCAAGGAUGAGAAGCCUCACUUCGUCGCCAAUGCCGUUCUGCCCAACUACAACAUGGGCCGCAUCUUGGAGCAUGGAUCUCCAGGCGCCACGGGAGAGGGCGUUCGAAGGGUUUACAGGGGCGAAGUUCCCACUACCACACCGCGUGAGUAUUCAAGCUUGCCGCCUACAAGUCCUCCGUGCUGACCAUCCUCAAGAGUACAUGAUCGAUGUGGUCGACGACGCCCGGCUCCACCUUAUUGCGGCCUUUGACCCUUCGAUCAACAACGAGCGCAUCUUUGCUUUCAAUGUACCCUUCAACUGGACCGACAUCAUCCACGCCAUCAAGCAGCUGCGCCCGAAUGCAAACACUUUACCCAGUCCACCGGAGAACGAGGGCCGAGACCUGAGCAAGGUGCCCAACCAGCUUGGCGCAGAGCUUCUGAAGAAGUGGUAUGGCCAGGAGACUGGCUACAAGCCUCUCACUCAGUCGAUCGAGGAGAAUCUGGAGGGCAUCGCGUAG
Molecule: messenger RNA, 1102 nt
Organism: Lecanosticta acicola
Lineage: Eukaryota; Fungi; Ascomycota; Dothideomycetes; Mycosphaerellales; Mycosphaerellaceae
Source: the annotation of a GenBank genome assembly